GGCGGAGCGGGCGGUGUAAACAGACCCGGGAGCCGUGAGCCCCGGAGGAGGCGCGGGCGGCACCGCCAUGGACUUCCAGCAGCUGGCAGAUGUCGCGGAGAAGUGGUGUUCCAGCACGCCCUUUGAGCUCAUCGCCGCCGAGGAGACGGAGCGCAGGAUGGACUUCUACGCCGACCCGGGCGUCUCCUUCUACGUGCUAUGUCCGGACAACGGCUGUGGCGACAGCUUUCACGUGUGGAGCGAGAGCGAGGACUGCCUGCCCUUCUUGCAGCUGGCCCAAGAUUACAUCUCUUCCUGCGGCAAGAAGACCCUCCAUGAAGUCUUGGAAAAAGUCUUCAAGUCCUUCAGACCUUUGCUGGGGCUUCCAGAUGCAGAUGACGACGCUUUUGAAGAGUACAGUGCAGAUGUGGAGGAGGAGGAGCCAGAGGCGGACCACCCGCAAAUGGGGGUGACCUUGCUGAGGAAAAGCAUGACAGAGGAGAAACGCAGCCUGCACUAUUUGUGUACCUUUUAAGUGUCCGUAAGUGAAAGGCUUUGCUUAGAAAGCAUGAGUUUUCAUAUCUAGUCAUGCGCCUGCACAUGAGCAAGCGCAGAGGGUGAGGGUGGCUGAGGCUCCUUUGGAGAGUUCACCACUGUUUGCGUUUGGUUCCCCGGGCGUGCAGCCGCCAGCCACUGGUCAGUGUAGAUGCUUCCUGGGUGUUUGAUCGUUUUAAAGCUUGCUGCUUCCAAAGCCGCCUUUAAAUUCUAAUAGUGGAAAGUAUAGAUGGGGUGAAAGAUAUAAACGAUUGGUUUCUUGAUGCUGUUUAUAAGCCUGCAUAUGAAACAAUAACCUUUUCUCUUUAUGACGAGAUGGCAGCUUACUUAAUCGUGAGAGCAGCCCGGAUCUGAGCAAGUGCCCCUUAAGCUUUGAAGCCAUAGGUAAAUCUAACAGGAAAAGAAACUAGGAUAGAAAUAUUAAUAAAAUGAAAUCAUUUGCUUUCCUAAUCUUUUAUUCUUUAGAGAAUGUCAAGAAGGGCUCCCAGUGAGUUAAUUCAUUUAAAAUUAUAAUUAAUUACUCUAGGGAACCUACUUGCAGUGAAAUUUUUAAAGGGACCUGAAAGUAAGAAUCUUAAUUACGAGAUUGCUUGGGUUACAAGAGGAUGAUUUAAUGAUCAGGACACACAGACAACUCCCAGGAGUGACUGCUCUCAUCAUUUAGCCAGUAAGUACUUAGCAAGGUAUUCUCUGAUGCCACUGUGAGACCCUUCCACGCUUGUCUCAGGUUCUCAUAACUUAGGGUGCAAGUGUCCCCUUGACAGUGCUUGACUGCUCUGUGCAUCCAGUUUGGGCUUGUUUCAAAUGCACACCCACACCACUUAUGUUGUUGGUAUUUUAAAUUUAAAAAAGAAGAAGAUGAUGAAGAAGAAGGAGAUGACCACGACCACUUGUGCUGACAGGAGCUUGUGUGGAUGGCCAGCAUGUCUGGACGUUCUCUAUUUAACCCAGGGGCAGUUUGAAGAGUCCCAUGCUCCUUGGUGUAUUGUAGAAUUCAGCUGCUGGGUGAUGUCACACACUGGUUUCCAUCUGUGCUUUUGUACCUGUGUGUUUUAUUGUCUGGAAGAAACUUAUUAAUACCAAGCCAAGUAAGUUCUCUUGAAGUAGCCUAUUAGCAACAUCACACUGAGUGCUCCUUCCAGGGUGCAAGGUCCAGCCUUUGAGUCCUGCCCAUCGCCCCACUUUGUGAGCAUACAGCAGGGAGAGUGAGCUCUCUGUCUGGUAGGUACUGUCCAAGGCGGGUAACCUUCUUUUACAUAUAGUAGGUCACACAAAUAUAUGGCUUUUAUGGCUAAAUGAGGAUGCCUGAGCAGUUUGCUCCAUUCUGAGGUAACCUUCAAUUUUAUACACAGAGGCUUCAAAUCUAAAUUUACAUGUGUUUGAACAUUAAUAUAAGAUGAAUUUUUAUCAAAAAUGUAUUUAAACUUUGACCAGAUAUACUUGGUGUUACCACAUUAAUGGUCUCUAUUUGUACAAGUUGAGCUAAGACCCCUCCCCCUCCUAGUGGUGCAGCGGGCUGCUAAAAACUCUCCUCUUCUGCCCAGGGGUGAGGAAGAGAGAAUAUCCCUGGAUGUGGUUGAUUUCCACGGCAAACCCCAGAGGCAUCCACACAUCCAUCACCCUUCCGAGCCUCCUUCCUUCUGCUGUUGUGUGUGUCCCUUCCAGGGUGGGCCUGUGCGCACACCCGAGCCUACCCGUUCCACAGUGAGACAGAUGUGACCCCUCCCAGCCUACAGAGGCAGGCAUUCUAGUGGCAGCCAUAGCAUGGGGGAAGGGUCUUUGGGGGUUGGGAAAGACAGUUGCCCUUGACUGCAGGACCCUGACAAGUCAUGUGACUUCUCUAUGAAACCGGGCAAUAUACUUUUCUAGCUUUGAAGGGACAUGGGAAAGAGAUACUUCAUAAUUUUGCCAAAGAUGGUGUCUUUAAGAUGCUGGCCAUGCAGCUACUUUAGAAUAUGGUGGCCAGCAGUUAUCCAGAUCCCUGGAGCCUGAGGUAGGCUCUAUCCCAGGCAACUGAUGAGAUUCUGUCACUCUGAGAGGUGGGUAAGCAGAGGUCCCAGAAGAUGGUUUGUCUCUGUUGAAUGUCAGUGUCAGGCAGAGCUGCUCCUCGCCCCACUAUGCUGAAGGCUUUGGAGGUGGUAGGCAGGUAACCCAAGAGGGGAGACUGGUGUGAAGACUAGCUGGAGGGGAAUGGCAGUGAACACUUUGCUUGUCCUAGCACUCAGGAAAGUGACAGUGAAGACUUGGUAGGUAGCAGACAGAGACAGUGAGAGUAAACAUACAGGGAAGGACUGACGGCAUGCUGACCGAUGUGACCAGCUGAAAUCUGAACUAGCCACUGACAGCACUCAAGAGGCGGAUCCUAUCACUGAGUGAUCCACGGAGACAUUUUUCCCAUAUCUGUCAGGUUACUUUCCUCUGCCUGGUGAUGGCACUGAGCCAAGCAGGCUUCAGACAUCGAAGAACAGAGCCAGGGCGCAUAGUGAGGCCCAGUGCAGUGCCUAGCAUCACUAGGGGUCAGUCAGACCGAAGGGUCCACUUGGGACUCCUGGGCUCCCUGCAGCACAGGGUACAUUCUGUGUUUCCAUGACCAGAGCACAAACUGUCCGCUACGUGAGGAGAUUGUCCUGCGCGCUAGUGCCUGAACUAGGUUUUCAGUGCGCUUAAGUCAGACUGGGUCUGGGGGUGCCACCCCUGCUCAGUACAGGCAGAACCGUUCUCUAGCACAAUGCAUGUCUCUGAAUAUUGUUUCAGUUUCUUCUCCGAGCACAAAACAUAUGUUCAGGGUGUUGUGAUCCCAGACUGGAACUUUUAGUUGUUGCAUGUUAAAACUCACCAGUUGGGAAACAGUUUAAUCAAAUCUGGUUUUUUUCCAGUGAGAGGAAUGUAGGGAUGGGCAAGACUUAAUGUGUGUUGGGAGAAGGUGGACAGGUGCAGUGAGGAGUUAGGUCUCCAUCCAUCUGAGUUGUAAACAUAGCCCACCCACACUUACCUUCUGGGACACAGGACAACUUGUGUCCUUGGCUGUCUCUAGAGAAUUGGUUGCUUAGAGGAUGCUGGUAAUGGCUCUGUGACUUUCAUGAUGCCCCCUGCCAAGCCAAAGGCAUGGCAAGUGUCCCUCGCACCUGGUGGAAUUCCUCCCCUUAAAAAUAAAAUCAGCCGCUUGCCAGGAGAGCUUGCCUUCAAGAGUAUUGGCUCAAGGGGCUGUGACAGCAGAGUGUGGGCCAUACCAGCUCUCUCUUCCACUGGUGCUCUGGUGUCAGUGAAACUCAGUGGGGGCUCUUGUCUCUGGAACAAACCUUGAGGGAGAUGCCAUGCAUGGCUUCUUGCAUCCUCUCCAGAGAUGCAUAAAAUGUAUUUACAUUAGAAACACUCCUCCUUCAUACAAACCAAGUCACUUUGGUUUGAUGGUAGCUAGCGUGACGUGAGAAGCUGAGGUUUUUAGGUUUUGUACAGAGUAGCUGUAAAACUUGCUGGGACGCUGGCAGCCUGUGGUCCACAGUCAUGACCUUGAGCAUUUCCUGUUAGAAACCCCAUUCACCACACUGCAGGCUGAGAGGUUCUGAACAGUCAAAAGUGUGUCCCAAGCUACGUAGGAAUUCACGUUCAGUUUGAUUAGGACUGUGUUCAAGUCGUCUGGUGUUGGGAGAAAGCUGACAGUGUGCGCUUCAUAAACCACCUUUCUCUGGGCUUUCCUUUUUGUCUCUCAAGGUUCGGCCUUAACCAGAACCUUCUGAACUGGCAGAGACCAACACUCUCUACACAUGCCAGCUUUCUAAAAGGCACUAAAAUAAAUAUUCAGUGCUGGGCAAAUCCGAACCCAGAGUUCAGACCAGUGCUUAUUUGUGUACAAGUGAGAUUUCUCCAGAGAAGCAAAUCAGAAGGAACAAAAGCAAGGGACUUUGUUGUUUGUUUCUGUUUUUUUUUUUAUUUUUUAUUUUUUAGACAGCGAGUUUUUCCUGUGUGAUGUGUGUGCCUUCUUUGAGUCUGUAUUUCCUUUCAGAGAGCUCUCUUGUAAGUGACAAACUGUGAAAUGGGUUGCCAAAAACUGUGUCCUUUGUUAGACGCUUCAGAGGGAACUGUGUAAAUUCUCUCUGCACCUUGUCCCAUCUGCUUCCUCCUCCCUCCCAUGAGAGCAAGGACCACAUCCAAGGAUGUAAUUACCAUACGCUUGCUAUUAAAGAGCCUUCCAGCCCUGGU
Messenger RNA from Mus caroli (Ryukyu mouse), 4734 nucleotides. It is a transcript of the gene Mturn, whose product is annotated as maturin, neural progenitor differentiation regulator homolog. Gene Ontology annotation, cellular component: cytoplasm. Gene Ontology annotation, biological process: regulation of signaling; positive regulation of megakaryocyte differentiation. Lineage: Eukaryota; Metazoa; Chordata; Mammalia; Rodentia; Muridae. The record is from RefSeq and is a predicted model, not a curated record.